AUGGCGGACCUUGCCGAACCAAACAAGCGCGCUCCUCGCUCUUGCCACCGACGAACGUCGAGUGCUACAAGCAUCGACGUACCUCUAAUCUGGUCCUCGUACUGCCUUGGUCUUCGGCAACGCGAAGCCGCAGAGGCGAGGUCCGCAGAAAUCGUGGACAAAUGGCUCACCAAGCGCGUCACUGUCGCGUCAGCGGCUGUCGCGCCACCCUACAACACCCCUGUCACUCCCAGUGGUGCUGUUAGCCAGCCGGAGCCUCCCACACCGGCCCUCUUGCAAGAUUCACCCUCCUCACUUCCCCAGUCGGCUCGGCCUGCUGGUUCUCCCGAACCAACUUCCGUGGAACUCCCCGUGAGCUCCGAUGAGGAAGAUAUGGAUUUGUCUGCCUCUCGGAAACGCGGCCGCGACAGCGAUGACGAGGGUGACACCCCAGAGCAGUUGAUGGGUUCCACUGCCCUCCCAGAGAGCAAGAAGUCAGCGCCUGUCUCUCCUUGCGCCACAGCUGAGGACAAGACUGCCGCUUCAACCGCAUCUGCAACCAGUACCGCGGUGCCCGAUCCUGCCAUUCGUGACAGAGACUGCACCCCCGGAGAUGCUGUGAUUGCCCAUGCAACGGAUUCACUUGUAGACACUCCUGCCAAGUCUACCACAGGGGCCAAGGCAAUCUCGGAGUUUCCCCAGAAACCUCCACUACUGGCUGCCCUCGGAAAGACACCAGCUGCGAAGGUGACAAGCGGCAAGCCACAGAGCGCAGCUGCCUUCCUGAAGGAUCCGCCAGCUCAUCCAACAAAGCGCCUUGCCUCGAAAAAGAAGAAGGGCAAGGGGAAGCGACGGAAAACUCCAGGUAGCCUGCAGCCUCCAGCGACUGCUACCACCUCGGCCCCAGCGGCUUCUCCGCAGCAACAGGCGCCACUGAAGGACGCUCCCACCAGUCCCCAGAUCGCACUCUCCCCGCGGCGGCACCCAUGA
This is a messenger RNA of Dermacentor andersoni, 969 nucleotides long. Lineage: Eukaryota; Metazoa; Arthropoda; Arachnida; Ixodida; Ixodidae. The record is from RefSeq and is a predicted model, not a curated record.